GGUCAUAACGUGCGCGAAUAUUGUUUCGCUCGUUUCCUCAUCGGUAACGCUUCUCUUUUUCAUCUUCCACCCGCGUACGCGAGAAUUGGAAUAAUUCAACGCGCGUGUUAAUCCUCGUCAUCGUCGUCGUCGACGUCAUCGUCGUGGUGUCUAGUCAGUUCCUUUUUUUUCCCCCGAAUACUAAUUUCUCGUGUCUCACAUUUCUCCUAUUCUCGUUGGUCUUCUCUAGUUUUCUCUAUUCGUCUUUUUCUAUCUUUCUCUUUCUAUAUAUAUAAAUAUAUAUAUAUAUAUAUAUAUACAUCUCGCGUUGCUGCUUUCUUCGUCCGGCGAUUCGAAGAAAUUCAAAAAAAAUCCCAAGAUCGUCGUAGUUCUAUAAACUCCCGUCGUCGGCGUCGUCGUCGGUCACCCUAGGCCGAUCUCUCGUGAUAUUUAAAUAAUUAUUAUUGUACAAAGACUAUAACCAAUAGACGACACAAUGUCCGUAGACAAAGAGGAAUUGGUGCAGCGCGCGAAACUCGCCGAACAGGCGGAGAGGUACGAUGAUAUGGCAGCAGCAAUGAAAUCUGUCACUGAGACUGGAGUUGAACUCUCGAACGAGGAAAGGAACCUACUCUCAGUGGCGUACAAGAAUGUUGUUGGUGCGAGACGUAGCUCGUGGCGAGUCAUUUCUUCUAUCGAGCAAAAGACCGAGGGCUCCGAACGCAAACAACAGAUGGCCAAGGAGUACCGGGAAAAGGUCGAAAAAGAACUACGCGAGAUCUGCUACGACGUAUUGGGUCUCCUGGACAAGUACCUGAUCCCUAAGGCUAGUAAUGCCGAAAGCAAAGUAUUCUACCUCAAGAUGAAGGGCGAUUAUUACAGGUAUCUCGCAGAAGUGGCAACUGGUGAAACCAGGAACGCUGUGGUAGAUGAUAGCCAGAAGGCGUACCAGGAAGCAUUUGAUAUCAGCAAGUCAAAGAUGCAGCCCACCCAUCCGAUCAGGCUAGGUCUAGCUCUAAAUUUCUCGGUCUUCUAUUACGAGAUCCUCAAUUCACCAGAUAAGGCCUGUCAACUGGCCAAACAGGCGUUUGACGAUGCGAUCGCGGAACUGGACACAUUAAACGAGGACAGUUACAAAGACUCCACGCUGAUCAUGCAGCUGCUGCGUGACAACCUCACUUUAUGGACCAGUGACACGCAGGGCGACGGGGACGAACCACAGGAGGGCGGCGACAACUAACCUUCCUAAGCUUAAGUCCUUUCUAAUCUAAUAAGAACAUCCUACUCUCCUAUCGUCUCCCCCGUCCCUUUAAAACAAAAAAAAAAAAAGAAAGAAAAGAAACAAAAACAACAACAAAGUGCUCACACCACACCACCCCCCAUUAUUUCCAUCCAUUACCCCUUACCCUCACCACCAAUACCACCACCAUUCAUUCACGCCUUGUGUUUUUCUUUUUAAAAUCCUCUUCUCGCGUUUCCUUCUUCUUUUUCUUCUUCUUCUUCUUCUUCACCGUUUGUUUUUUCUUCUACUUCUCUCCCCUCCUGUUACCAGCUCACCCUUGUCCUUUAGCCCAUUAACUAUCUCUCCCCCCACUCCCCUACUACUACUACACAAUACUACUUUAUCAAAACUUUUUUCGUAUAUAUAUAUACAUAUAUAUAUUCUUCUUCUUCUUCUUCUUCUUCUUCUUACUACUAUACACCCUUUUUUUUAUUAUUCCUCAAUCUUCUUCCCUCCCAAUGUUUUUUUUUGUUUGUCGUCACACACACCUUCCAAUGAAACAACAAACAACAACAAAAAGUAAAGAAAAGAAAUGAAACGCUUCAAA
Messenger RNA from Polistes canadensis, 1808 nucleotides. RefSeq names its product 14-3-3 protein zeta (gene 14-3-3zeta). Bases 476 to 1219 code for a protein of 247 amino acids. NCBI's taxonomy places the organism in Eukaryota, Metazoa, Arthropoda, Insecta, Hymenoptera, Vespidae. Gene Ontology annotation, cellular component: cytoplasm. Gene Ontology annotation, biological process: signal transduction. The transcript is spliced from 5 exons. The record is from RefSeq and is a predicted model, not a curated record.